This is a messenger RNA of Prunus armeniaca (apricot), 240 nucleotides long. The record is from the annotation of a GenBank genome assembly. NCBI's taxonomy places the organism in Eukaryota, Viridiplantae, Streptophyta, Magnoliopsida, Rosales, Rosaceae.
AUGCCUGGAUCUGAAGCUUUUCACUUCAAGGAAGGAGCUUUACCCUCUGCUAUUCAGCUCAGGCAGCCCAGGUCUCACUGCAUUCUUUGCUGCAAACUGCAGGUUACCAUCUUCACCUUUUUCAAUUGCUUACAGAUCUGUAUUGUAAUUGUUGCCGUUGUAACGAGUGUUUUGGACUCUGACAGUGUCUGGAACUUGAAAUUUUCUCGUCUCUCCUUGGAUGAAUGCCUUAAAUGCUAG